UAUAGUUCAACAGUCUACUGUGAGGACGCAGUUCUCGAACGUUAGGGAGUACUUCAUAUUACCUAAUGCUCCCAUUGUCACGUUUUUUAUGGUUCACGCUGUGUGAGACGGCUGGGGGGUUCUAAUGAUGGCUGCCCUUGUGGCUGUCACCCUUGCCCGCCCUGAACCUCCCCCAGUGUACGGUCCACCCCCAUCAUACCCUCCCCCAAAACCUGCCUACGGUGCUCCAGCUUAUCCUGAUACUCCACCGCAGUACAACUCACAGUUUGCUGUGAAGGACGACUACUCUGGUACCGACUUCGGCCACCAGGAGACCCGCGACGGCUACGACACCCAGGGCUCCUACAGCGUUCUCCUCCCCGACGGUCGUCUGCAGAAGGUGACUUACUACGUCAACGGCGACUCCGGCUACGUAGCCGAGGUCACCUACGAGGGUGAGGCCCAGUACCCUGCCUACCAGCCUGCUCCAGCCUAUAAGCCCGCUCCAGCCUACCAGCCCGCUCCAGCUUAUGCAUAAUAUAUGAAGAUUAAUCCUCACUGAUAUUAGGAAAGCAUUAUUUAUUGUACAGUCACAAUAAAGUAGUUUAAA
Molecule: messenger RNA, 589 nt
Organism: Procambarus clarkii (red swamp crayfish)
Lineage: Eukaryota; Metazoa; Arthropoda; Malacostraca; Decapoda; Cambaridae
Product: cuticle protein 7
Cellular component (GO): extracellular matrix
Source: RefSeq, a predicted model, not a curated record